CAGAGAUGCCCUUUGAAGAGUUUAUUAAGCAAUAUUCUUCAGCUCGGAGCUUCUUUCUGAAUACUUGAACACAGUGGCGCUGAUGAGGUUUAACCAAUCAGCGCUUAGGUUCCGCGAUCGCCAGCUCAUCUGAUCUGUUGAAUGACAGGUCAUCCGUACAGAACGAGUAACUCACUGUAAACUCAGCAUGGCUACUGAAGAGGCCCAAAACACACUCAUAGGGGCUCUGAAAGAACUGAUCGGAUUUGGUAGAACAUCGUUGGAAAAUGUAGAAAAGGACAUCGCCAAAGGUGGUUCUUUGCAAGAAAUUGUCGAUAAGAAAAUUCGUCCUUUAUUCGGUCUGAUGUCAGCAGGUGCCAAGUUCUUUAACAGUCUGGGUGUGAAAAACCAAAAGGAAGCAGAAAGUUUAUGGGAACAGUUUUUUCAAAACAUUGAGGUUCGAGACAAUGUUGAGGGCUUACUGCAACUGGAAGUGGAGUGGGAUAGUUUUUUGAGACGUCUGGAUGUUCAGAUGCAAAUGAGCGACACAGUUCUUUCCCAGUGCCCUGCAGUCCAGACGCUCCGCUCAGAUACACGGUUUAUACACGUUCAGACUAAAGAGAAUGUGUCUCUGGGUCAGUACUUGGGGAAGGGAGAGAAUCUCCUCCUUGUGUUGCUCCGGCAUUUUGGAUGACAGCCAUGACGAGACCACCUGACUGAGCUGAAGGACAGCAAGAAGCUUCUGGAAGCUCAGUCAUUGCGGGUGCUGGUGGUCUCGUAUGGUUCUCUUGAAGGGGCAACGUUCUGGCUUGAUCAGACAGACUAUGAAUUUGACAUGCUGUUGGAUGCAGAGAGAGUGGUGUAUCAAGCGAUCGGUCUGGGUUCAUCCAUCAGUAAGGUGAUGAAGUUUAAGUUAAUGCUCCACUACUCUGAAAUUCUGGUGAUGAACCGACAGUUACCCGAUGUGCCACCUCAGUUCAUCGAUGAUCUUUUUCAGAUGGGUGGCGAUUUUGUGCUGGAUCAGGGUGGUAAAGCA
Sinocyclocheilus rhinocerous is the source of this 1015-nucleotide messenger RNA. It is a transcript of the gene selenol, whose product is annotated as selenoprotein L. Gene Ontology annotation, biological process: prostaglandin biosynthetic process. The transcript has 10 exons. The annotation marks the transcript as partial. The record is from RefSeq and is a predicted model, not a curated record. Lineage: Eukaryota; Metazoa; Chordata; Actinopteri; Cypriniformes; Cyprinidae. Gene Ontology annotation, molecular function: prostaglandin F synthase activity.